AUGUACUCUCAUCUACCAGCCCAGGGUACCACUGCGACCAUCGCUCACUGCAAGGCGCAGGAUCUACCCGUCGUCGAUCGCCUUAUUGAACCCCAGACGAUCGUCCACUUUCUGGAAUUUGCUCUUGGACAAGGUCCACUUCCAAAUGGCACCCAACCAAGUGUGACGCGCUUGGCUGAGGAAGAAAUUCCUUUUCUCCAGGCCAACUUCCCUCCUGGAUCCGAUGGCCAUUCCAUUCUCGAUCGCAUUAUGGCGCGAAUCGGGUCCGAGGAAGAUGGAGAACGAUUGUGUCUGAUCGGCAAGAACCUCCAAUUCCUGAAGACACGACUCUGGGAGGGCGUCAUUCCCAUGACUCAGCAGCGAUGGCAAGAAAAGCAGCUCGACAAACCGGAGCACUUUGAUCUCGCCUGUCAGCACCUCACAGCAGUUGUAUCUGUGUUUCAGUAUCUGAAUCAGCCAGUCGCCAGAAACUAUCUCCGCAUCACCUGCAACUUGAUCUAUGACCAUUGGACCGAGUGGGAUACUUUGCUCAAUCGUGCUAGGGCAAAGAAAGGUGAGGAGCGCAUCAGUGUCGCCGCUCUCUGGACAAUGUACAUGUCCGCGCAGUUCGAAAUGAUGACUGAACGGGCCCACAGAUGGGUGAUAGUAAAUGCGAAUGCUCUACGCGCUCCCAUUAUGAACACCCUCGUUGAAUAUCGACCAUUGAACGAAAGCGCUGGCCCAGAUCAAUAUCAGUGGAAACUGACAGACUCGCUGCACAUGUUGUUGCAGAUCACCGCAGAUGCAGAUUAUAUUAUUAUGAUCCCAAUGGAAGGCUUCAAGGGAUAUGUUACUCCUACGCGGACUGGCCCAAAAGACCUUCUUGUGGCGGAUUGUUUCAAGCGAGGAAAAGCAUACCAUGAUCGCAUGAAGAUCCUCACUCGCGAGUACCUGGCUAGAAAUAUCCUGGCAUCAAGUUCUCCAGCUCCUGGACUGAACAGCAAUAGCAGAGAAGCUUCAGGGGGAUCAUAUCACCAAUCAGCCAUUUCUCAAAUCCAGGGCCAGAAUCAAUUGAGGAUCGAAACUCGCGGGCCACCAAUUGAGCCUAUCCCACGGGAGCCAUGGAUUACAUCUAGCGAGAAGAUGAUCAAGUCUUCGUUGGAGAAGAACAAAGACGAAAAGCUCGGGAUGGCGGUUUACCGAUUAACCUAUGAACAAAGUGAGACCGAAUGGGCGGCAUUCGUCAAAAAAUUGGAUGCACACGUCUCCGACUGGGGAAAGGGCCAGACGGGUAGCAAUGCUAUCAGACCAAAUCUGAAACUCCAUUGGUUCGAUGGAAAGGAUCUUGGUAUUGCUGAGAACGAUAUCGACGCAGCCAAAAAACACUUCAAUAGCACAAUGAACAAAGAGGAAGGCCCCGAAAAUCCUCAACUGCAAACGAGGGUAUUUUUUGCCAUUGAUUCAACCUCUUAUGCCUCAUAUACCACCAAUUUAUAUGGCCCUUCCACAUCUAUGGUUGUCCCCGGUGACUUUACUGGAUUUCUUCUCGCAGUUGACCCCGAUUUCGAUCCAGAAGAGGGCAUCGAGCGACCAGACGAAUCGCCAGAGUACAGCGGUCAAAUGCGUGUUCUAGGUAGCCUGAUCUGGAGUGAUCUGUAUUCCUUAUUUUCCGCCCAAGCAGCACAACUCGAAGACUUCUGGCCACUGGCAAUGGAACACCCCAAUCAGGUUUACGUCGGACCAACAAUACCAUGGCAGCUGUACGCCUGGAGGAAACAAAGUCAAAUUCGCUGGGAAUUAAUACGAGAGCUAGUGAACUACCGGAAACGCCAGAUGGGACAACCAGAGUUACCUCGUCCGCCUGUACCAACACGAGAACCAGAACCCACUCCAGUGCCGUUCGCAGCAGCUCCAGUACCGCCAACGUCAACAUCAACAUCAACACCACAGCCACAGCAACCAGGAAUCCCAAGAUCCAACCAGAACAAUCUAUCUGCUUCGAUGGAAGCGGCAAAUCCACCCGAGGAGCGAGAUCCAGUUGAUGGCGCCCUCCGCGCAUUCAUGCUUAAUGAUUUCCGGAGAUACCUCCGCGAAAGAGGUCAAGAUGUUCCCGCAGCCAUGGCUUCUGAACUGCUCAGUCUACAGCCGGGUGAACAGCCUGAUGGGGAACGAAUGCAGCAGCGGGCGAUUGCAGAGCAGCAACGACAGGAGCAGCGGAGGAGAGAUGGAUUGCCCCCAAAUGAUGAGCAGGAGGAUCAACCUCAGUGUCCUUUGCAGUAG
Molecule: messenger RNA, 2259 nt
Organism: Penicillium nucicola
Lineage: Eukaryota; Fungi; Ascomycota; Eurotiomycetes; Eurotiales; Aspergillaceae
Exons: 3
Coding region: 1-2259 (752 amino acids)
Source: RefSeq, a predicted model, not a curated record